Molecule: messenger RNA, 2212 nt
Organism: Colletotrichum destructivum
Lineage: Eukaryota; Fungi; Ascomycota; Sordariomycetes; Glomerellales; Glomerellaceae
Product: Putative small GTP-binding protein
Exons: 4
Coding region: 425-1009 (194 amino acids)
Biological process (GO): Cdc42 protein signal transduction; endocytosis; establishment or maintenance of cell polarity
Molecular function (GO): protein kinase binding; GTPase activity; GTP binding
Source: RefSeq, a predicted model, not a curated record
CACCACCACCAACCACAUACGAUUGCACGGCGCCGUUGCUGCUGCUGCCGCUGCCGCACCACCCAAUCCACGUCUUUUUUCUUUCCCCGUCCACGUCCCCUUCGCCCCCCCAAUUCCUAUUCGACCCAGUCGUCGCUCACGCCCACAUCCACGUCCCACGUCCCCACUCUCCAUCUUUCCGCCCUGCAGCGACCGGCAACCACCACUGCCACUACUACUCACCACUCUCGCUGCCACUCCAACCCCAAACCCACGCCCCCGUCCCAGCGCUGGAAAUCACUUCCGACUCCGUCCCGGCCUCGACAAGACAAGACACUUCGACACGACGCGCCGCGCGAUAAGGGAGAGACUGCGAGAUCAGUCCUUAUUUAUUUUUCUUUCCCACAGGUCUCUGCUCCUGUUCGGAGCCUCACUGAUCUAGACAAUGGUGGUCGCUACUAUCAAGUGUGUUGUCGUCGGCGACGGUGCGGUCGGAAAGACAUGCCUCCUCAUCAGCUACACGACAAACAAAUUCCCCUCCGAAUAUGUCCCGACCGUUUUCGACAACUAUGCUGUCACUGUUAUGAUCGGUGACGAACCUUACACUCUGGGACUGUUCGAUACCGCCGGUCAGGAAGAUUACGACAGACUACGUCCCCUCUCGUAUCCCCAAACCGAUGUCUUCCUUGUCUGCUUCAGCGUCACAUCACCCGCCUCCUUCGAGAACGUCCGUGAGAAGUGGUUCCCCGAGGUACAUCACCACUGCCCCGGCGUCCCCUGCCUUAUCGUCGGCACCCAGGUCGACUUGCGCGAGGACCCCAGUGUUCGCGAGAAGCUUUCUAAGCAAAAGAUGUCUCCUGUACGGAAAGAGGAUGGUGAGCGGAUGGCAAAGGACUUGGGUGCGGUCAAGUACGUCGAGUGCAGUGCUUUGACGCAGUACAAGCUGAAGGAUGUCUUUGAUGAGGCAAUCGUUGCGGCCUUGGAGCCUCCUGCCCCCAAGAAGAAGUCGCACAAGUGUCUUCUCCUUUGAUCACGGGUCCCUCGACGCUUGAGUCUUGUUUCUCUCCCGCCAUGCCCAGCUUUGACUCUGUCUCUGGCGGCGAGUGGAAACGCCGAGAACCAGGCUUGGGCUUGCUCUCUCUUGCCAUUCAGAUGCGCGCGCAAAUGGUUCUAGGUUUUCGGCUUGAAAUGGCACUUCAGACCUCUUUUUGUUUGUUUGCAGCGCGCAUGGCAUAGGACACGCUGAGCCUUGAUUAACCGCAAUAUUGGAUCGAUCAGGAGCGGUCGUCUCGCUAAUGGUUUGGACCUCCUGGUUCAGCGACACCAAGGGCUUGGAUUGGAUCAUCUGCUUGGCAGUCAGGGCUUCUAGGCAUCUCGUCGCGUUGGGAGACUGCGAGGGGCAGGAAAAUGGACAAAUCGACGGGCUGUAUUUUCCCCUCCAUAUUUCGUUCACCACCAAUUCCCAAGUCCUCUCUCACUCCCUCUUUCUACCCCACCUACCAACAACCCAACCCUCUUCUCUAUCUCUCUCUCUCUGUCUCCCACACACUCUCACCCCGAAUACACCUUGCCCUGGUCCAGAUCUUGGUGGUCUUUCUUGCUUCUUUCUACAUUUAGGGAUGGGUAAAUUCAUCACGCAGGCAGGAAUACUUCGAUAGGACAGUUUGGCGAUUGGAGUGCACUUUAAAUCGAUGGUCUUUUUUUUUCUUCGCGCUGAAGAGCCUUGAUCAUCCUCCGUUGCCGUUAUCGUUCCAGUUACAACUCUCAAAGCACCGAUUGGCCAGGGAGUCUUCUGCUGACGACGAGAGCACCGACCGGCUUUGAGACACUGCCUAAUUUGGGGGGGGGGGGGCCUCAUCACUCACAGACUGUCAAUCUUUGAACAGGUGUGUAUACGAUAACUUCUAGAAUGUGAUCGGCUAGGCGAGUCAUUUCUUGCGUGCUGCUCACCUCGGCAGACGCCAUCCGUUCCUUCACUUCCUUAAACGCGUUACGGGGGGAAGUAUGUGGCCAGAAAUGGACGGGGCAUUAGGUUUCGCGGACAGGAUGGCGUUUUUUCCUUCUCGUUCCGUCUGCCCAGGGUACUUACUUGAGAGCAAUUUUUCUCUUUUGGUUGUCCUCCCAAGCUGCGCCUACCGCACCGCAACGCAUGAACGCACGCGCAGGGGCCAUCUCGGCCAGACCCCUCCAUUUGAACAACCCUUCUGGGCAACCAACACCCAACCGACCAGUU